Molecule: messenger RNA, 1371 nt
Organism: Cladophialophora carrionii CBS 160.54
Lineage: Eukaryota; Fungi; Ascomycota; Eurotiomycetes; Chaetothyriales; Herpotrichiellaceae
Exons: 5
Coding region: 1-1371 (456 amino acids)
Molecular function (GO): oxidoreductase activity
Source: RefSeq, a predicted model, not a curated record
AUGUCGAGAUUCGCACCAGAGCAUCCCGGCGGAGCAGAGAUUAUAUAUGCUUAUGCUGGGCGAGAUGCCACCGAGGCCUAUCUCGAGGUCCACGAGCCAAAUCUGAUAGCUUCCACCCUGCCGCCGAACGAACAUAUCGGCGAUCUGGAUCCGGCGACCGCGCUCCCAGACGAGCCACCAUCGAAGCCCGAGCAAAGGCACGCGGAGAAACCGCCCCUCGAGACGUUCAUCAAUGUAUACGAUUUCGAAGAUGCGGCGAGGAAGUCACUCUCAGAGAAGAGCUGGACGUUCAUCUCUGGAGCUUCGAAUGACAACGUCUCAAGGGAUGCCAACCACGACAUGUUUCGGAAGAUAUGGUUCAGGCCUCGGAUCCUCCGAAACGUGGCGACUGUCUCCACAAAAGGUACAAUGAUGGGUACCCCUGUGUCACUUCCCAUCUGGAUAGCGCCUAUGGGUGUGGGUAAGACGGCUGGACCAGAGGGCGAGCUGGCUCUGAGCAGAGGCGCUGCUGCCAGUGGCAUUGUGUAUACUAUUUCGACAACGUCCUCGUUCCCCCUCCUUGAAAUUUUAGAUGCCGCACCGAAAGGUCACCCCUUCUUCUUUCAACUGUACAUCAACAAAGACAGGUCAAAGACCGAAGAACUCCUUGGGUUAGUCAACAGCCGGCCACAGAUCAAGGCGCUCUUUGUCACCGUCGACCUACCUGUCGUGUCGAAAAGGGAAGCCGAUGAACGAAUCAAAGUCGACACACUGUACUCCAGCGGUCUGGGCCGCCCGACCACCACCGACAACAAGGGUGCUGGCCUUGCCAGGUCUGUAGGUUCUUUCAUCGACCCAGCAUUCUCGUGGGACGAUCUGGCAUGGUUACGUCGACACACAAAAUUGCCGAUAGUCCUGAAGGGUAUCCAGUCAGCGGCUGACGCCAGACUCGCAAUGCACAUGGGCUGCCAAGGGAUUGUAAUCAGCAAUCAUGGGGGAAGAGCGCUCGACGGGGCGCCGGCGUCCAUACUUGUGCUUCUGGAGCUUCACCGGGAGUGUGCCGAGGUAUUCGACCACAUGGAGGUCUUCAUCGACGGAGGCUUCCGACGAGGCUCCGAUAUCCUCAAGGCAAUAUGCCUGGGCGCCAGCGGUGUUGGGCUAGGUCGACCCUUCAUGUAUGCCAUCAACUACGGAACAGAGGGUGUGGUCCACCUUGCAAGCAUCGUGAAAGACGAAGUAGAAACAGCGAUGCGAUUAGCAGGACUCCAGACUUUGGAUGAAGCAGAUCCCGCGUUGGUCAAUACCGCCGAGCUGGACCCGCUUGUCCCUCGCGGCUCUCUACACCCGUAUGCUCGCAAACGUGCUGGGCUUCGUAGACAAUACCGUCUCUGA